Molecule: messenger RNA, 891 nt
Organism: Penicillium diatomitis
Lineage: Eukaryota; Fungi; Ascomycota; Eurotiomycetes; Eurotiales; Aspergillaceae
Product: chitin synthase export chaperone
Exons: 7
Coding region: 1-891 (296 amino acids)
Biological process (GO): protein folding
Cellular component (GO): endoplasmic reticulum membrane
Source: RefSeq, a predicted model, not a curated record
AUGGGUUCAACGCAAUUUGGGAACUUCCAUGACUUCUGUCGCGAUUCGACGUUACCCGUCUGCAAUCUUUUCAAAGCCAACCAACCGCCGGGGAUCAAUUACGGAGGAUGUGUUCUGACAGGUAUUCCCUUAAGCGGGGAUCGCCAUCUCGCUAAUCUGGGUUCAAUCAUUCUGGCCUUCAUUGCCAUCCUAGUCACAAUUGCGCUGCUCUGGAGGUCGGAUCGGAAGCAUGCAGCGGUGGGACGCCGAGAAAUUCAACUCUUCUUACUCGGAUACCUCGUGAUUGAGAUUUGUGAGAUCUUCACCGUCGGUGGGUUUCCACUCGCGGAAAGUGUGCGGAAGGGGUUUACAGCGGUCCAUCUGGCGGCGAUCACUGCCACCAUCUGGAUCCUCUUGAUGAAUGCGUUGGUGGGCUUCCAACUGAUUGAUGACGGCACACCCGCCUCCAUCGGCCUCAUCUCCGCAUCCGCUCUCGCUCUCUUCAUCGGCACCGGAUACAUUGCUCUCGACACCGGAUUUUCAUGGACGGGUCAUUUUGAUUCCAGUCUGGGCAACGGCAAUAAUCGCAAUAUCGGGCUCUACGUGCUGUAUCAGCUAUUCCCGUUGGUGUGCCUGGUCUUGUUCUUCUUGCUGGAGACCGUUCUCGUGCUGCGCGUACUUGGCGAAGUCCGUCCGAUGCUCUACUUGGUGGGUGCGGCCUUGUUGUUUGCAAUCGGUCAAAUUUUCCAGUAUGUGAUCAGUACACAUCUGUGCCAAGCCACAUCCGGAAAAAUCGACGGCGCUCUUUUUGAAACCUUAUUCACCCUGCUCUCGGUCAUUUCCAUCUGGGGAUUCUGGAGUAGCAUUACCGAGGAUGAUUGGCCGUUGCCAGUCGGCAGUGGUUAUAAUUAA